This is a messenger RNA of Eurytemora carolleeae, 2909 nucleotides long. RefSeq names its product oxysterol-binding protein 1 (gene Osbp). Gene Ontology annotation, molecular function: sterol binding. Gene Ontology annotation, cellular component: cytosol; intracellular membrane-bounded organelle; membrane. The transcript has 23 exons. Bases 113 to 2476 code for a protein of 787 amino acids. NCBI's taxonomy places the organism in Eukaryota, Metazoa, Arthropoda, Copepoda, Calanoida, Temoridae. The record is from RefSeq and is a predicted model, not a curated record.
GUUCAUUAAAACGGUGUUAUUUUUCAGAUAUCCAAAUAUUUAUUUUAUGUUUUACUUGCGUUGAAUCUAAAUUAUUUCCGUCCGAUUAGGUUCCCAAAUAUUAUACUUAAAAAUGACAGAAGCUGUGGCAACCGGAGAUAAAAAGCCGGAUACUGUCCCUGAAACUAAGGGUUGGCUGUUUAAGUGGACUAAUUAUAUCAAAGGAUACCAGAAGAGAUGGUUUGUUCUCCAGAAUGGAUUAUUAUCCUACUACAGAAACCAAGCAGAGAUGGCCCACACUUGCAGAGGAACCAUAUCUCUACAUGGGGCAAUUAUACAUACAGAGCAAUACAGCUGUAAUUUUGUUGUAAGUAAUGGUGGUGGCACACAGACCUUUCAUCUUCGAGCUGCAAACGAAGUAGAACGUCAGAAAUGGGUGACUGCACUAGAACUUGCUAAAGCUAAGGCAAUCCAAUUGAUGGAAUCUGAUGAUGAGGAGGAAGGGGAAGAGUUCCCUGUAGAGAUAGAUAAACAGGAGCUUAACUCUGCUGUAAAGACAAUGUUGGGACGACUAGAAGAAUUAAAAACGUGUCACGACCUUAUUGAGAAGCAUGGUCAUGCCCUCCAGAGAUCAGUGGCUGAGGUAGAAGGAGUAGCUACUGAGCUCCAACAAGCUACCCUGGACACACAGCUGAAUCCUAAACUGAAGAUCUUGAAUGAGAGAGCUACUCUCUUCAAGAUAACCAGCAACGCCAUGAUGAAUGCGUGUAAUCAGUAUCUAGAACUCACACAAACUCAGGGGAGAAAGUGGCAGAGAUUGCUGGCACAUGAACGAGAACAGAGAUUGCGCUUAGAAGAGAUGGUGGAACAGUUGGCUAGGCAGCAUAGUCAGUUGGAGAAUCAAUGCAAGAAAACGACAGCUACAGUAGUCCAGGCGCGACAAGAUCAACAAGUUCGACAAGAACAAAGUGCGCAUCAGGACACGCGGCCGGAGAGUGGAUCAAAUUCGGAGGAUGAAGACGACUUUCAGGAUGCUGUAGCAGACCCUGAUUAUGAAGAUUUUACUGUUUCCGCUCCUCCACAGAAAAGACGUAGUUCUAGUCGGAGCAGCCAUGAGAGCUGUGUAUCUGAAGGAGCAGAUAAACCUGAAGAGGAAGAUGAGUUCUCUAGUGAUCUAGAGAACAACAGCUCAACUAUCAAUGUGGUGCACAGGAGAUCUAAGUCAGAUUCAGCAGAUGGUCAAGCAUCUCCUUCUACUCCUGUUAAACGUAGUACAGGUAAUAAAUAUUCCUUUAGUACCGAUAAUACAACCUACUCGGUCCAUUGUCAUAAAUUUUUUUACUUUAAAUGUCUGGUUCCCAAAUUUAAGAAUUUGCCAUCCAAGAUCCCUGUCCCCGUGAAUUUCUCCGAACCUCUUUCCAUGCUUCAGAGAUUAGUGGAAGACUUUGAGUACAGUGAUGUGCUGGAUAAAGCUGCCUCCUGUUCGGAUGAUUAUGAACAGAUGGCGUAUGUUGCUGCUUUUACUGUCAGCUCAUACAGCACAACGGCAGUUAGAACUGGCAAACCAUUUAAUCCACUUCUAGGGGAAACUUUUGAAUGUGACAGAAGUGAGGAUCUAGGAUGGAGAUGUAUAUCUGAACAAGUCCUCCAUCAUCCACCUAUGGUUGCACAGUAUUGUGAAUCAGCAGCUGGAGAUUGGAAGUGCUGGCAGGAGUUUACUAUGAGAUCCAAGUUUAAAGGAAAAUAUCUUGAGAUUGAACCAAUAGGAAUCACCCAUCUUGAAUUCCCAAAGACGGGAAACCAUUACACCUGGCGUAAAGUAAAGACGGUUGUCCACAAUAUUGUGAUCGGAAAACUAUGGAUCGACAACUGCGGUGACAUGGAGGUGGUGAACCACAGAACUAAUGAUAAAUGUUACAUGAAGUUUGAACCCUACAGCUACUUCGGGGGAACUCCUAAGAAAGUAACAGGGACAGUUAACAGCAGCGCAGAUAAGGUUGAGUGGGUUCUAAACGGAACCUGGGAUUCAAAACUAGAAGGAUCAAAGGUGAUCGGUGAGGCCAUCGUGAAAGGAAAGUCCAGUCUUGAGAUCGGUACGAGUAAAGUUCUCUGGAAAAGGAUUCCUGCUGAUCCAGGAUCAGAGAAAUAUUAUAAUUUCACAAGGUUUACCUGUGAGUUGAAUGAGCUGGAGGAUGGAGUAGCUCCAACAGAUACCAGACACAGACCUGAUCAAAGGUUUAUGGAGGAGGGAGAGUGGGAUAAAGCAAAUGAAGAGAAGCUACGGUUAGAGGAGAAGCAGCGAACUGUAAGGAAGCAGCGUGAACUAGAAGCUGAAUUAGCACAACAGGAAGGAAGACCUUAUAUCCCGUACUCGGCAACUUGGUAUUCACAGACUCCGGAUCCAUAUAACGGCGGUAAAUCAAUCCAUACAUACCAGGGAGGAUACUGGGAAUCAAAACAGAAACAGAACUGGAGUAAAUGUCCAGAUAUUUUCUAAACUAUGUCUUCGCAGCAAGAGUCAGGACUUUUCUGAACCAUGCACCGUUUUGCAGCUAGGUGCUGAAUUAUCAAAUUAUAUCGAGAGCGUUCGUGAAUUUAGGAAGGGAAUACAUUAUCAAAGAAAUUUGAUUUGAUCUUGCGAUUGUAACUUGGAGAAAAAAUAGUCUGAUCUGAGCCACUCAUAGAGAAGACUGGGGUUUUCUGGAUUUUAAAAAUCAGUAACUUCCGCGCCCGUCGCCCUUCUAUAAUUCACGUACACCCCCUUUAAGGGACUAUCCAUGUAAGUUCAGAUGAUCCUCCACUUAUUAGAGUGCAUGCUCAAUUCCCAACAGUACUCUGUAAACCUUCAUCUCAGCCAAAAUAACGGAGAUCCUUAUGUCAUCUGAAAAUUGAUUAUUUUCUCCUUUAAUGUGAUUUGAGCAUUUAUCCCG